AUGUCAGCCAGCAACGAGAGCGCAACUCACCCAUUUACUGAUGCGGAAAUAGAGCACCGAAAGCGCUGUCUUGACCUCGAAUCCAAAGUCAGGAUAUCACAAGUGCUUUGUCAACCGGCACUCACUAACCCGGUCGAGCAGACAAGCACGUAUGUCGACAAGAGGGUUGAUUUGGCGCCACGGGCGGUAGCAACACGGGCUGAACUUGGAGUAAAUGAAGUAGUCGAAGCAUUCGAAAGGGCCUCAGUCGAAUCGGCUUCGGGCACUCGUCUCAUUGUAGCCAGGCCACCAUCUCGCCACGCCAGCGCCUUGGAUACCGGUACAAGCAGGCUGCCGUACACUAUUGGUGGUUGGGACUUGGUCAGCGUUGAGCAACGAAUCACGGAUGCCGACUUUGUCAUAUCCCUUACCUUCUAUGACCCUCCUCAAGAAAAUCCCUCUCCACGGAUGAUAGCCAACGCUUUACGGUGUCGCCUGUGUUACCAACCGCAGCGCGAUGAUUGUUAUCUCACCAAUGAGGAUAGUACGCGCCUUCGCGUCACCAAACUGGCCUCUCCGGAUGGCCCGCAAGAGGACAGUAAAUGCCUUGACCACAACAGAAGCUGCCUGGUUUCGACUGGAGUAUGGAGGAUCUCCUUUAUCGAGACGGAAGAGCAGCAUCUUGUGGAGUUUUUGCUCCUUCGGAGGCAAUUUGUGGUAUGCCCAAUUUAUUUACCAAAUAAGCGGUCGCUGGACGAAGCCGAAUUAGUCGGCGGGCGAAGCAAAUCGACCGAAACUAGCAAGCAACCCGCCCCUUUACCUCCUGUAGCAGCCGGGAAAUCAGCCGCAGAUGGUGCUCCGAUGAACUGUGGGCCCUCUUCGUCCACCGAAACUGUCCACAUUGACACGAUGUCGGUUCUUCAGCUUUCAAAGGAAUGCUCGCUACUCGUGAAGAGCUCGCCACCCACUGAGGUGACCUUAGAAGACGAAGGAGUGACGUCUUAUAGGCUCGACUUUCGUUGGAAAAUCGACGAGACAGUAGGGUCAAAAGUCUUUGCUUGUUAUCAUUCAGCCCUGCCUGGCGGCAUAGUCGUCAAGGCUCUUGAUUACACAGACAGGCCCAGCGGAAGAUCACCGUUGAGCGGCUGCGUGAAGAACUGGAAACGGGAACAGGCCUUAUUAGAUCGACUUGAUCAUCCCAACAUCAUCAAGUUAAAGUCUUAUGACAGCCGUAUGCUGGCAUUGUACCUUGAGCAUCUGCCACUUUCGGUCCAGCGGCAGUCACCGGUAUCCCCGGCUGUCGCUCUUACUUUACUUGGUGAUAUUUCGGCCGCCUUGAAUUAUCUGGAACGGGAAAAAAUCGUUCACAAUGACAUUAAACCUGCCAACAUCGCGUACUCUGCCGAGCGUGGCGGUGUCUUGUUCGACUUUGGAAUGGCUGCCAUUGAUGGGGAGCUAGUACUAGGUGGUACGCCCAUGUUUCUCCCCCCUGAAUACCUGUCUCAUGAAGUGUAUAAAAAAAGGCGCGGCCCACAUAGCGACAUUUGGGCACUGGGCUUAACUAUGCUCUUUUGUACGGGGAAAAUACGGUAUCCCAAGAAGAAAGUGGCGGCUAUUAAUCUGUUCAACUUGGCUAUCGAGGAUAGUGCUGAUACUCAGAACCUCAAGAACUGGCAUGCCACCAUCGACUGUGUCAGAGUGGGCCUGGCUCUAGAAGAACAAAUGGACCUGAUCAUAUAUCACAUGCUGGAGCCCAAAUUCGAAUUGCGCAUCACGGCCGCAGGAAUACUCGCCGAACUCGGACGAUACAAGGAUGUUUCGGUCAACUCAGGUAGCUCCCUCCCUUCGACCCUGGAGUCCUAA
Ustilaginoidea virens is the source of this 1842-nucleotide messenger RNA. RefSeq lists its product as uncharacterized. The transcript has 2 exons. Gene Ontology annotation, biological process: intracellular signal transduction; protein phosphorylation. Gene Ontology annotation, molecular function: protein serine/threonine kinase activity; ATP binding. The coding region runs from base 1 to 1842 and encodes 613 amino acids. Gene Ontology annotation, cellular component: cytoplasm. The record is from RefSeq and is a predicted model, not a curated record. Lineage: Eukaryota; Fungi; Ascomycota; Sordariomycetes; Hypocreales; Clavicipitaceae.